Coregonus sp. 'balchen' is the source of this 18918-nucleotide messenger RNA. Lineage: Eukaryota; Metazoa; Chordata; Actinopteri; Salmoniformes; Salmonidae. The record is from the annotation of a GenBank genome assembly.
ACGCCAUGUUGGUUCGUCCUGUUGACAUGUCUCUGUCUCUGAAGAACAGAUGGCUUUACACAUAAAUCCUAUUAGCAACUUUCUGCUGAUGGUGAACCAUUGAGUCAAAGGCUCCUCACUCUCUUUAUUAACCUCCAUUGCAUUGAAUUGCCUCUUUUUGUCUUCCUUUUUUACUAAGAACGUUUUUGGUAAAGAGGAGUUUGAGGUUUAUUAGAGCCGAAGUCACUGGCCACACAAUGUCUGCAGAGAAGGUAACGUUAUAGAAACUGUGUUUUGAAGAGCUUUUGUUGUUGAAAGGAUGCAAGAGAGAAGGAAUAAUGGUGAUGGUUCUUAUGAACUUAGAAAAAAUUUUUAUGUAGCAUUUUGAUUCAGAUAUACUGUCAUGGUGUUUAGAUGAAUAAAGAUGAACUACUUAAGGUUAUUGCCCUCUAGAUCGUUAGACAAUUCAAUGGAUAGAAGACCAGUUUACCAGUAAUCAGAUUAUUUCAACAGAAUGCUGCUGUGGUAUUGUUACAGUUGUAAAGUGUCUGAUUUCCCCCAGCCUGGCCUGUCGUGCAUUGUAGCGCUGGUUAUGUAGAAUUAGCCACUGGGUUGUGUGGAGGCUCUGGGAUAAAUGUGCUGUAAUGUGGGAAAGACUUGGGGGGUUAGGGGGUUCUAUGUUGACUGUCAUUCAUGAAACAACCAAUCAUGUCUCUCCUCCUAUUUUAUGGACAUACUACCCAGAUUUAUUUAAGAAAGAGUGUUGUUAAUGGACUGUGGUUGUCAUUGGUUAUCAUGUCAUGGUGAAAAACCGACAGGUGGUAAGAUGAGAGUGGAUCAAUUGCCUCUUGCUUCUCUGCCCCACUGGCAGAGGCCUCAUGUCCAUUAAUAAUGAGGGGGAAGGAUUUACCCAUCUGAAGGAUACGAAAAUAUGAAAUAUAUUGUUUCUUUAACAUAUUGAUGCAGUUGAUGCAAUGAAUUUGGUCAUCGGUUUUCCCCCCUCGAAAUUGCAUGACGGCUUUGUCUAUAGGCUGCCAUUACUCAAGUGACAGCUUGUCUGAGGUGAGGACAGAAAUAGAGCCACAUCUUAAUGGGAUUACUGUGGACAUCCAUCGCUACACUUCGUCAGUCAGUGUUCAAAUGACCAGCAGGAUCACAGCACCUGACAUCCUUCUUAUUCUCGUGUCUUGGGAUGCUGUAGUGUGUUGUGGUGUUUUGUGGUGUGUUGUGGUGUGUUGUGGUAUUCUGUGGUGUGUUGUGGUGUGUUGUUUUGUGGUGUGGUGUGGUGUGGUGUGUUGUGGUGUGUUGUUGUGGUGUGUUGUGUUGUGGUGUGUUGUGUUGUGGUGUGUUGUGGUGUGUUGAAAGGGAUUUCUGGGAGGUUGGUUGACAUAAUACCAGAGCAAGGCUCAUAUAGUGGGACAACUGUCUGGUUACUGUGGAACAUGGGACUGAUUGGGAGAGAAGCUGUAUGUACUUGUGUUUGAAUAGAGUUGGGUUGUCCAGUGCACUUCCAACUGCAAUGAGAAGAAAACAUCUGCCCAAUUUCAAUAACAUUUGCAUUGAUUUAAAGGUCCAGAACCAUUCCUCUCAAUACUCGUUUUCCCGAGCAGCCUUCUGUAGUUGAUAUAACUGUUUAUUACUGUAAAUCUCUAAAGCACUAUUACUACCACUAGUAUACAACUACAUAGCCUCUGUAACACUGGAUGUGACGGAACAUGUUUACGUGACUGAGGCAGCUGACUGUGAUUCUCUCAGUCCUGACCAGUUUGUUUGGUCACUGUGUCAUUAGAACAGGUUACAUAAAAUGGAUUAACUAGAAUAUUCUAAUGAUUACUAUCUGUUCCAAAUGAAAACCUUAAUGCAUUUAUCAGUAUUUCCUUUUUGAAAGCAAAAUCGGUUUUAAGAGAAUGUCUUGAAACUCUGUACUAAGAAAAUAUGCAUUUUUGGAUAAUCAAGUGUACUGUAUUUAUAGUAAUGUGAUUUGAAAUGUACAGUGUUUGAUUUGUUUCUGUCUCCAUACCUUUCUGCUUGCACUUUCCACUGUCUUUUGAAUGGUAAGUCACUAAAAUCCUCAUGCUCCUACGCACACAUUUCCAGUGGUGGGAAGAAAGUACCCAAUUGUCAUACUUAAGUAAAAAAUACCUUAAUAGAAAAUGACUCAAGUAAAAGUGAAAGUCACACAGUAAAAUACUACUUGAGUAAAAGUCUAAAAGUAUUUGGUUUUAAAUAUACUUAAGUAUCAAAAGUAAAAAUAAUUUCAAAUUCCUUAUAUCAGAGGUGGCCACUGAUUGUCUGAAUACCCGUGGUUGGAGUUGUCAACAAAGCAGCAUGACAGAAAUAGUUUUUGAACUACCGGUAGUUUCCUUGAGAAGAUAUAUACAGAAAAGCGAUCUGUGCAUUUGAACAACAGCCUUCACUUUUGCAUGUAGAAAAACGAAUGACACACAUGAAUGACACACCGAAUGACUGCACAGGCUGCCACUAUUUUGAACAGAUUAGAUUAUACUAUUUAGAACAAGGAGUCAGCUCACGAAAGAACGAGUGCUCCAGGGAGAACGCAACAAGCAUGCACAUGCAAUAAGUGAAAACACAUUAUCUAACUGGGGAUAGCUAGCUAACAUAAUGUUACAAAUCAUGAUGCACUAGCCAGUUAACUUUCAUUCUGAAAUAACAUCAUAUUUCUGAGUUAGUCAGAUAUUACUUUAGAAAUAAUUGAAAUUGGCAUGGGAGCUAACUAGCUAGCAAGCCACCUGCUAGCUAUAGCUAGCUAGUUGCUUAUCAAAGGUAGAUAGCUAACGGGUUAAUUUUACAAAAUAAUCAACCACUAUAUUUCUAAAUGUUUCUCAAAGUUACUCUAGCUGGCUAAUUCAUUUGAUCAUGCUUUGUGAUACACCCAGUUGUAUGCUGUUUUAAUCCGCACAACAUGUCACCCAGUCAUCUACAGCAGAACCUUAUAAACAACAUCAGGGGGGAACAAUAACAUUGGCCAUGCUUUUUGUCCUACCAGAUCCGCAAGGAGAAGGUUCUAGCUAGUGUAUCCCUCUGUCCUUCGACUCUUGUUGGAUGUAAUUGUCUGGUUUAUCAGAUCCCAGGCUCCUAUGACUGUUAUGAUUAUUUAUUUACAAGUUAAUUACAAUUAGCUUUUUGAUUUAGCGCCAUCUGUACCUGAUAGAGCAGAUCUUGUCUCACAUGCGGAAGUAAAAUGUCUGGCUGCGAUAGACUCAUUGGGGAAGGGAUACUAGAGCAGAUCCAGAAGUUCUGACUGAACGGACACUCAUUUGAGCGCCCCAGGAUGGUCCAUUUACUUUGUGCUGUUCUAAUUUAUGCUAUCAAAUCCUGCGGUUUCAUUGGGGCAGUUUCCCCUCAUAGCAAAUAGCUGGCAAAACAGUCGAAGCAAUGUUCGCAUGACCUAUGCGCCCACGGAGCUGGGAGUCACUGGGGGGCAGUGUAGUAAGUAACUGAACAGCUUGUUUUGAACAAUAUAUUUUUGAAACAGGAAAUUGUACGAAUUAACCAUACUUUUAUGAGCAUUUAAAACAGUACAAUUAAAUAGAUUUUUUUUUUUUACCAAUCACAAGUGGGGCACCACCCCUAAUGCCCUCAUGGGCGAGCAGCCACUGCCUUAUAUUAAGCAAACCAGACGGCACCAUGUAUGCCGUAAAAAGUACAUUAUUUUCUUUAGGAAUGUAGUGGAGUAAAAGUAAGAGUUGUCUAACAUAUAAAUAGUAAAAGUACAGACAACCCAAAAAACUACUUAAGUAGUACGUUAAAGUAUUUCUACUUAAGUACCUUACACCUCUGCACAGUUCCCAUUGACAUAAAUGCAUGGUUCAUACAAAAGGCAGAGUAAUGCAUGUACAGUGCCUUCAGAAAGUAUUCACACCCCUUGACCUUUUCCACAUCAUGUUGUGUUACAGCCUGAAUUUAAAAUUGAUUACAUUGAGAAUGUUUGUCACUGGCCUACACACAAUAUCCCAUAAUGUCAGAGUGGAAUUCAACCCCUUUGUUAUGGCAAGCCUAAAGUUCAGGAGUAAAAAUGUGCUUAACAAGUCGCAUAAUAAGUUGCAUGGACUCACUCUGUGUGCAAUAGUGUUUAACAUGAUUUUUGAAUGACUACCUCAUCUCUGUACUCCACACAUACAAUUAUCUGUAAGGUCCCUCAGUUGAGCACUGAAUUUCAAACACAGAUUCAACCACAAAGACCAGGGAGGUUGUCCAAUGCCUCGCAAAGAAGGGCACCUAUUGGUAGAUUGUGGGAAAAAAAGCUUACAUUUAAUAUCCCUUGGAGCAUGCUGAAGUUAUUAAUUACACUUUGGAUGGUGUAUCAAUGUAUCACCCAGAUUUCACCAUGAGGCCAAUGGUGACUUCAAAACAGUUACAGAGUUUAAUGGCUGUGAUAGGAUUGAUCAACAACAUUGUAGUUAUUCCACAAUACUAACCUAAUUGAGAGAGUGAAAAGAAGGAACCCUGUAUAGAAUAAAAAUAUUCCAAAACAUGCAUCCUGUUUGCAACAAGGCACUAAAGUAAUACUGCACAAAAUUUGGCAAAGCAAUUUUGUUGUCCUGAUUACAAAGCGUUAGGUUUGGGGCAAAUCCAAUACAACACAUUACAGUAUCACUCUCCAAAUUUUCAAGCGUAGUGGUGGCUGCAUCAUGUUAUGGGUAUGUUUGUAAUCGUUAAGGACUGGGGAGUUUUUCAGGAUAAAAAAUUAACGGAAUGGAGCUAAGCACAGGCAAAAUCUUAGAGGAGAACCUGGUUUAGUCUGCUGUCCUCCAGACACUUGGAGAUGAAUUCACCUUUUAGAAGGACAAGAACUGAAAACACAAGGCCAAAUCCAUGCUGGAGUUGCUUACCAAGAAGACAGGAAAUGUUCCUGAGUGGCCAAGUUACAGUUUUAACUUAAAUCAACUUGAAAAUCUAUCGCAAGACCUGAAAUUGGUUGUCUAGCAAUGAUCAACAACCGAUUUGACAGAGCUUGAAGAUUUGUUUUUAGACUAAUGUGCAAAUGUUACACAAUCAAGGUGUAGAAAGCACUUUGAGACUUACCCAGAAAGACUCACAGCUGUAAUCACUGCCAAAGGUUAUUCUACAAAGUGUUGAUUCAUGGGUGUGAAUACUUAUGUAAAUUAGAUAUUUCUGUAUUUCAUUUUCAAUAUAUUUGCUAAAUUUUCUCAAAACAUGUUUUCAUUUUUUUCAUUAUGGGCUAUUGUGUGUAGGUGGGUGUGAAAAAAACAUAUAUUCAAUCCAUUUUGAAUUCAGGCUGUAACACAACAAAAUGUGGAAUAACUCAAGAGGUAUGAAUACUUUCUGAAGGCACUGUAGAUCUCAAAUUAGGAUUUUGUCCUUACUUCAUAUCUGUGUCAUCUGUCUCUGGUGUCUGACCCUCUCUCCUCUCCUCGUCUCAUCUCUGACUCUUCUUCCUGUAGAUAAUGCUUUCUAGAAGCCAAAGAAGAAGAAGGCAGAGACAGCGAGCGCAGCCACCAACGGUGCCGAUGCAAAGCCCAAAAAGAGCAAGAGCAAGAAGAGUGAUGACCUGUCUGGAGAGGAGAGUCCUGCCGUUCAAAGUACAGACUGUUCUGCGCAGUUCAGAUGACAUAUCGUCCAAUGAGAUACAUGCAAAUUAUUGUGUAAAAGUUCACCAACAUUUUGGCAGCAAACAGACUGUCUGAGAACCCAGACGAAGUCAUCUUGCUGCCAAAAUGUUGAUUCUUAAAUGAAUCAUUUUUUAUCUGAGAUAGUGUGCCGCUUCAAAAUGUAAUGAAUGAAUAUAUCCAUCACUCAAAACAUAUACAUUUCUUCGGAGGUCUUCCCUCUCUCAAUCUUCUUAACGAUGUUGUUUAUUUUCAUUAUUUUUGUCAAAUAGAUGGAAAAAAGGUAAAGAAAAAGAAAGCAGAUGAAGAAAAAACUGAAAAAGAAAAAGGGAAAGAAAAAGAGAAAGCCAAAGAUGAGCCAAAGAAGAAAACUAAAAGCGUGCCAAAGAAAAAGAAAGGUAAGCAGUCAGAAACAUAACUGAGAUUAUGCUCAAGGUGAACUGCAUGUUACAGCAUCAAACCGUCUGUAAAACCCAAUAAAAAUGUACUCUUCUUUUCUGCCCAAGGUUCAGAUACAGAAGAUGACGACGAUGAUGAUGAGGAAGAGAAUCCACAGAAGAAGACAAAGAAAAAGAUCACAAAGGAAGGUUCUGAAAAAGAUGGCAAGGAGAAGAAAUCCAAAGCUAAAGGUGGGCAGAUGUAUAGGAAAGCAAUUUUCUUAAAGGUGUUAGUAGACAACAAGAAUAAGACCUGCUUUAAGAGGAUUAGGUAGGAUAUUUAAGUGUAAUGUUGAGUGAAAGGAAACACUAGUCCUGCACACGAGGUGGAAGGCCACAGCCUUAUGCUGUCAUCACCUAACAAGCUGUUGCAGAUUAGACAACAAGACAGUGUGCAAAACAUACAAAAACAUAUAAACAAGUUUCACGGCCUCCCGAGUGACGCAGCGGUCUAAGGCACUGCAGUGCUUGAGGCGUCACUGCAGAUCCGGGUUAGAUCCCGGGCUGUGUCGCAGCCGUCCGCGACCGGGAGACCCAUGAGGCGACGCAUAAUUUGGCUGGCCGGCCGGGAUGUCCUUGUCCCAUCGCACUCUAGCGACUCCUGUGGCGGGCCGGGCGCAUGCACGCUAAGACGGUCACCAGUUGUAUGGUGUUUCCUCCGACACAUUGGUGCGGCUGGCUUCCUGGUUAAGCGAGCAGUGUGUCAAGUAGCAGUGCGGCUUGGCAGUGUCGUGUUUCGGAGGACGUAUGGCUCUCGACCUUCGCCUCUCCCGAGUCCGUACGGUAGUUGCAGUGAUGGGACAAGACUGUAACUACCAAAUGUAUAUCACGAAAUUGGGGAGAAAAAGGGGUUAAAUGUUUUUUUUAAGUAAAAAAACAUUAUUUAUUUUUUGAAACAUAACACUGGUAACGAAAUAGUAUUUUCGUCACACAUCUUUUUUCAGAUGACAAAGAGUCUGACAAAAAAUCGAAGAAAGACACCAAGAAAAAGGAACCAGCUUCUCUGUUCUCUGUAAAUGGAGAUAAGGAUAAGUCAGACUCCAAGAGCAAGAAGAAAGGUACAGUAAGCGUUAACACUAUAGCUUUAAGUAUUCAUUUUAAACUGCUGCAAUUUUAGGGAUAAUGAUCGACUUUGUGGUUGAAAAUCUCUAACCCAUCGUCAUGUAUGAUUUGUGUCUAAACAUCAGAAGUCUCACACCCCUUUUGCAAGAGCACUCACUGCAGUGUUACAGUACCAUUGGAAAAACACUGUAGGUACACCGUAAUAUGAUCAUAACCUGAAGUGUAUUCUCUUAAACCAGCAGCCAAAUCGGAUAGUGAAGACAGCGAACCAGAAACCAAGUCCAGCAAAUCAAAAUCAAAGAAGAAGGAGAACGCCAACCCAGCAUCCAUGUUCUCAGCAGGGGGAGACAAGGACAAGGACAAGGACAAGGACAAGGACAAAGACAAGGACAAGAAGAAGAAGAAGAAAGGCAAGUGUUUUAAGUUAUAAUUAAAUACAGCUCUGUUGUUUGACUGUCUUCCUGCUGGUCAGUGAAGGAAAGUUGUCUGAUAUUUCCCUAAUGUUCUAUUUCCUAUCAGCCAAAGCAUCAGACAGCGAUGAUUCUGACCCAGAGGCAGAAAAAGGAAAAAAGAAAAAGGGAAAAGGGAAGAAGAAAAAGGUUUGUGUCUGUUUAGUUAGCUAGGUCACAGUCUGUUUAGUUAGCUAGGUCACAGUCUGUUUAGUUAGCUAGGUCACAGUCUGUUUAGUUAGCUAGGUCACAGUCUGUUUAGUUAGCUAGGUCACAGUCUGUUUAGUUAGCUAGGUCACAGUCUGUUUAGUUAGCUAGGUCACAGUAUGUUUAGUUAGCUAGGUCACAGUCUGUUUAGUUAGCUAGGUCACAGUCUGUUUAGGUAGCUAGGUCACUGUCUGUUUAGUUAGCUAGGUCACAGUCUGUUUAGUUAGCUAGGUCACAGUCUUGACACAGUGAUGGCGGGGUGGGGUAUACAAUUCUGCAAUCCUCUGACCUAAAAGGUCCCCAAAUGAACAUUGGUUAGAGAUGCUGAUAAGCUGAUAACCAUAUUUUUUCUUGUCCCACAUCCAGGAGGAGAGGCCUCCGUCCCCGGACAUUGAGUUUGACAGCCUGGAGGAGUUUGUUCUGCAGCCAGCCCAGCAGGGGGUGACGGUCAAAUGCAAGGUGACCCGGGACCAGAGGGGCUUGGACAAAGGCCUAUACCCCACAUACUAUCUCCACCUGGACAAUGAAAAGAAGGCGAGGCACUCCCAGAGGACAGGUUUAGGGGUUUUAUUGUCAUUUUGAAACCAAUCCGAGAUGGAGCCAACGUGAGCAUAAAACCAAGUCGUGGACUUCAAAUCAAAUUAAAUUUUAUUGGCCACAUGCGCCGAAUACAACAGGUGCAGACAUUACAGUGAAAUGCUUACUUACAGCCCUUAACCAACAGUGCAUUUAUUUUUAAUAAAACAGUAGAAUAAAACAAAAAAGUGUUGAGAAAAAAAGCAGAAGUAAAAUAAAAUAACAGUAGGGAGGCUAUAUAUACAGGGGGUACCGGUGCAGAGUCAAUGUGCGGGGGCACCGGCUAGUUGAGGUAGUUGAAGUAAUAUGUACAUGUGGGUAGAGUUAAAGUGACUAUGCAUAAAUAAUUAACAGAGUAGCAGCAGCGUAAAAAUAUGGGGUGGGGGAGGGGGGGGGGGGGGGGGGGGGGGGGGUAGCCAUGAUUAGCUGUUUAGGAGUCUUAUGGCUUGGGGGUAGAAGCUGUUGAGAAGUCUUUUGGACCUAGACUUGGCACUCCGGUACCGCUUGCCGUGCGGUAGCAGAGAGAACAGUCUAUGACUAGGGUGGCUGGAGUCUUUGACAAUUUUGAGGGCCUUCCUCUGACACCGCCUGGUAUAGAGGUCCUGGAUGGCAGGAAGCUUGGCCCCAGUGAUGUACUGGGCCGUACGCACUACCCUCUGUAGUGCCUUACGGUCGGAGGCCAAGCAGUUGCCAUACCAGGCGGUGAUGCAACCAGUCAGGAUGCUCUCGAUGGUGCAGCUGUAUAAUUUUUUUAGGAUCUGAGGACCCAUGCCAAAUCUUUCAGUCUCCUGAGGGGGAAUAGGCUUUGUCGUGCCCUGUUCACGACUGUGUUGGUGUGUUUGGACCAUGAUAGUUCGUUGUUGAUGUGGACACCAAGGAAUUUGAAGCUCUCAACCUGUUCCGCUACAGCCCCGUCGAUGAGAAUGGGGGCGUGCUCAGUCCUCUUUUUUUUCCUGUAGUCCACAAUCAUUACAUUUACAUUUUUACAUUUUUGUCAUUUAGCAGACGCUCUUAUCCAGAGCGACUUACAGUUAGUGAGUGCAUACAUUUUUCAUACUGGCCCCCCAUGGGAAUUGAACCCACAACCCUGGCGUUACAAAUGCCAUGCUCUACCAACUGAGCUACAUCCCUGCUGGCCAUUCCCUCCCCUACCCUGGACGACGCUGGGCCAAUUGUGCGCCGCCCCAUGGGUCUCCCGGUCAAGGCCGGCUACGACAGAGCCUGGAUUUGAACCAGGAUCUCUAGUGACACAGCUAGCACUGCGAUGCAGUGCCUUAGACCACUGCGCCACUCGGGAGAUGGUCUCCUUUGUCUUGGUCACGUUGAGGGAGAGGUUGAUAUCCUGGCACCACAUGGCCAGGUCUCUGACCUCCUCCCUAUAGGCUGUCUCAUCGUUGUCGGUGAUCAGGCCUACCACUGUUGUGUCGUCUGCAAACUUAAUGAUGGUGUUGGAGUCGUGCCUGGCCAUGCAGUCAUGGGUGAACAGGGAGUACAGGAGGGGACUGAGCACGCACCCCUGAGGGGCCCCUGUGUUGAGGAUCAGUGUGGCAGAUGUGUUGUUACCUACCCUUACCACCUGGGGGUGGCCUGUCAGGAAGUCCAGGAUCCAGUUGCAGAGGGAGGUGUUUAGUCCCAGGAUCCUUAGCUUAGUGAUGAGCUUUGAGGGCACUAUGGUGUUGAAUGCUGAGCUGUAGUCAAUGAAUAGCAUUCUCACGUAGGUGUUCCUCUUGUCCAGGUGGGAAAGGGCAGUGUGGAGUGCAAUAGAGAUUGCAUCAUCUGUGGAUCUGUUGGGGCGGUAUGCAAAUUGGAGUGGGUCUAGGGUUUCUGGGAUAAUGGUGUUGAUGUGAGCCAUGACCAGCCUUUCAAAGCACUUCAUGGCUACAGACGUCAGUGCUACUGGUCGGUAGUCAUUUAGGCAGGUUAUCUUAGAGUCCUUGGGCACGGGGACUAUAGUGGUCUGUUUGAAACAUGUUGGUAUUACAGACUCAGUCAGGGACAUGUUGAAAAUGUCAGUGAAGACACUUGCCAGUUGGUCAGCACAUGCUCGGAGUACACGUCCUGGUAAUCCGUCUGGCCCUGUGGCCUUGUGAAUGUUGACCUGCUUAAAAGUCUUACUCACAUCGGCUACGGAGAGCGUGAUCACAUAGUCAUCCGGAACAGCUGGUGCUCUCAUGCAUGCUUCAGUGUUGCUUGCCUCGAAGCAAGCAUAGAAGUGGUUUAGCUCGUCUGGAAGUCUUGUGUCACUGGGCAGCUCGCGGCUGUGCUUCCCUUUGUAGUCUGUAAUAGUUUUCAAGCCCUGCCACAUCCGACGAGCGUCAGAGACGGUGUAGUACGAUUCAAUCUUAGUCCUGUAUUGACUCUUUGCCUGUUUGAUGGUUCGUCGGAGGGCAUAGUGGGAUUUCUUAUAAGCGUCCGGGUUAGAGUCCCGCUCCUUGAAAGCGGCAGCUCUACCCUUUAGCUCAGUGGGGAUGUUGCCUGUAAUCCAUGGCUUCUGGUUGGGGUAUGUACGUACGGUCACUGUGGGGAUGACAUCAUCGAUGCACUUAUUGAUGAAGCCAGUGAUUGAUGUGGUGUACUCCUCAAUGCUAUCUGAAGAAUCCCGGAACAUGUUCCAGUCUGUGCUAGCAAAACAGUCCUGUAGUUUAGCAUCUGCAUCAUCUGACCACUUUUUUAUUAACCAAGUCACUGGUGCUUCCUGCUUUAGUUUUUGCUUAUACGCAGGAAUCAGGAGGAUAGAGUUAUGGUCAGAUUUGCCAAAUGGAGGGCGAGGGAGAGCUUUGUAUGCGUCUCUGUGUGUGGAGUAAAGGUGGUCUAGAGUUUUUUUUCCUCUGGUUGCACAUUUCACAUGCUGGUAGAACUGAUUUAAGUUUCCCUGCAUUAAAGUCCCCGGCCACUAGGAGCGCUGCCUCUGGAUGAGCGUUUUCCUGUUGACUUAUGGCCUUAUACAGCUCAUUCAGUUCAAUCUUAAUGCCAGCAUUGGUUUGUGGUGGUAAAUAGACAGCUAUGAAAAAUAUAGAUGAAAACUCUCUUGGUAAAUAGUGUGGUCUACAGCUUAUCAUAAGAUACUCUACCUCAGGCGAGCAAAACCUCGAGACUUCCUUAGUAUUUGAUUUUGUGCACCAGCUGUUGUUUACAAAUAUACACAGACCGCCACCCCUUGUCUUACCGGAGUCAGCCGUUCUAUCCUGCCGAUGUAGCGUAUAGCCCGCUAGUUGUAUGUUGUCCAUGUCGUCGUUCAGCCACGACUCGGUGAAACAUAAGAUAUUACAGUUUUUAAUGUCCCGUUGGUAGGAUAACCGUAAUCUUAAAUCAUCCAAUUUAUUCUCAAAUGAUUGAAGAUUGGCUAAUAGGAUUGAUGGGAGCGGCAGUUUACUCGCUCGCCGUCGGAUCCUUACAAGGCACCCCGACCUACGUCCACGAUAUCUCCGUCUCUUCCUCAUGCGAAUGACGGGGAUUUGGGCUUUGUCGGGUGUCUGUAGGAUAUCCUUCGUUGGCUGCCUCGUUGAAGAAAAAAUAUUAGUCCAACACGAGGUGAGUAAUCGCUGUCCUGAUAGCCAGAAGCUCUUUUUGGUUAUAAGAGACGAUGGCAGAAACAUUAUGUACAAAAUAAAUUACAAAUAACGCGGAAAACACACAUAAUAGUACAAUUGGUUAGAGGGCUGUAAAACGGCAGCCUUCUUCUCCGGCGCCAUUAUUAUUAAGGCUAGAUAACAGACUUGUGAUGCAGUGGUGACUAAAAUGUAAAUGUAAAUGUAUGAUAUGCAUUUCAGGAAUCAUUGUCCAGGGGAUUAAUUAUGUGUUUUUACAGGUCUUUCUACUGGCUGGGAGAAAACGAAAGAAAAGCACAACCUCCAAUUACCUGAUCUCCAUAGACCCCACAGACUUGUCAAGGGGUGGAGAAAAUUUCAUUGGAAAGUUGAGGUAUGCUGUAAUAUACACUACCGUUCAAAAGUUUGGGGUCACUUAGAAAUGUCCUUGUUUUCGAAAGAAAAGCCUUUUUUUUGUCCAUUCAAAUAACAUCAAAUUGAUCAGAAAUACAUUGUAGACAUUGUUAAUGUUAAUGCCUAUUGUAGAUGGAAACGGCAGAUUUUUUAUGGAAUAUCUACAUAGGCGUACAGAGGCCCAUUAUCAGCAACCAUCAGUCCUGUGUUCCAAUGGCACGUUGUGUUUGCUAAUCCAAGUUUAUCAUUUUAAAAGGCUAAUUGAUCAUUAGAAAACCAUUUUGCAAUUAUGUUAGCACAGCUGAAAACUGAUGUGCUGACCUUCUAGGCAGAGUUGCAAAGAAAAAGUCCAGUGUCUGUGUUCUUUUGCCCAUCUUAAUCUUUGAUUUAUAUUGGCCAGUCUGAGAUAUGGCUUUUUCUUUGCAACUCUGAAGGUCAGCAUCCCGGAGUCACCUCUUCACUGUUGACGUUGAGACUGGUGUUUUGCGGGUACUAUUUAAUGAAGCUGCCAGUUGAGGACCUGUGAGGCGUCUGUUUCUCAAACUAGACACUCUAAUGUAUUUGUCCUCUUGCUCAGUUGUGCACCGGGGCCUCCCACUCCUCUUUCUAUUCUGGUUAGAGCCAGUUUGCGCUGUUCUGUGAAGGGAGUAGUACACAGCAUUGUACGAGAUCUUCAGUUUCUUGGCAAUUUCUCGCAUGGAAUAGCCUUCAUUUCUCAGAACAAGAAUAGACUGACGAGUUUCAGAAGAAAGUUAUUUGUUUCUGGCCAUUUUGAGCCUGUAAUCGAACCCACAAUUGCUGAUGCUCCAGAUACACAACUAGUCUCAAGAAGGCCAGUUUUAUUGCUUCUUUAAUCAGCACAACAGUUUUCAGCUGUGCUAACAUAAUUGCAAAAGGCUUUUCUAAUGAUCAAUUAGCCUUUUAAAAUGAUAAACUUGGAUUAGCAAACACAACGUGCCAUUGGGACACAGGACUGAUGGUUGCUGAUAAUGGGCCUCUGUACGCCUAUGUAGAUAUUCCAUUAAAAAUCAGCCGUUUCCAGCUACAAUAGCCAUUUACAACAUUAACAAUGUCUACACUGUAUUUCUGAUUAAUUUGAUGUUAUUUUAAUGGACAAAAAAUUGCUUUUCUUUCAAAAACAAGGACAUUUCUAAGUGACCCCAAACUUUUGAACAGUAGUGUACAUUCAUAGAUCAAACUGUAACAAUUCCAUAAAACAUGUUUUAUUGCAACUGUAAUCAUGCAUUUCAUAAGCUCAUUUAAUUAAUGGAGUGAUUCUUUACACUCCAUAGGUCCAACUACUUGGGCACUAAGUUCACAGUGUUUGAUAAUGCACUGCACCCAGACAGAGCUCUACCAGACAUGUCCAACGCUCGCCAAGAAUUAGCAGCCAUUAUUUACGUAAGGCUUUUGAAAUGUACAUUGAAGAACCAUUUAUAAAGGUUUUCCCAAAGGGUUCAUAAGUAUUUUAUAAACUGCUGAUUAUUUUGGUAUAGUUAAGCCAUUAAAUACAUUUUUUAAAUGGGUUAUAAAUGGUUUGUAAAGGGGCUAUAAGUAUACUGAACAAAAAUAUAAACGCAACAUGCAACCAUUUCAAAGAUUUUACUGAGUUACAGUUCAUAUUAGGUAAUCAGUAAAUUGAAAUAAAUUCAUUAGGCCCUAAUCUAUGGAUUUAACAUGACUGGGAAUACAGAUAUGCAUCUGUUGGUCACAGAUACCUUUAAAGAAAGAUAGGGGCAUGGAUCAGAAAACCAGUCAGUAUCUGGCGUGACCACCAUUUGCCCCCUGCAGUGAAUUGGAACACGCUGUAGUACACAUCGAUCCAGAGCAUCCCAAACAUGCUCAAUUGGUGAUAUGUCUGGUGAGUAUGCAGGCCAUGGAAGAAAUGGGACAUUUUCAGCUUCCAGGAAUUGGGUACAGAUCCUUGCAACAUGGGGCCAUGCAUUAUCAUGCUGAAACAGGAGCUGAUGGCGGCAGAUAAAUGGCACAACAAUGGGCCUCAGGAUUCCGUCACGGUAUCUCUGUGCACUCAAAUUGCCAUCGAUAAAAUACAAUUGUGUUCGUUGUCCGUAGCUUAUGCCUGCCUAUACCAUAACCCCACCGCCACCAUGGGGCACUCUGUUCACAAUGUUGACGUCAGCAAACUGCUCGCCCACACAACGCCAUACAUGUGGUCUGCAGUUGUGAGGCCGGUUGGACAUACUGCCAAAUUCUCUAAAAUGAUGUUGGAGGCGGCUUAUGGUAGAGAAAUAAACAUUACAUUCUCUGGCAACAGCUCUGGUGAACAUUCCAUGAGCCAGCAUGCCAAUUGCAUGCUCCUUCAAAACUUGAGACAUCUGUGGCAUUGUGUUGUGUGGCAAAACUGGCCUUUUAUUGUCCCCAGCACAAGGUGCACCUGUGUAAUAUUCAUGCUGUUUAAUCAGCUUCUUGGAAUGCCACACCUGUCAGGUGGAUGGAUUAUCUUGGUAAAUGAGAAAUACUCACUAAUAUGGAGGUAAACAAAUGUGUUCACAAAAUUAGAGAGAAAUAAGCUUUUUGUGCAUAUGGAAAAUUUCGGGGAUCUUUUAUUUCAGCUCAUGAAACAUGGGACCAACACUUUACACGUUGCAUUUAUAUUUUUGCUCAAUUUACAUUGCUUUGCAAAAGUAUCCAUCCCCCUUGGCGUUUUUUCCUAUUUUGUUGCAUUACAACCUGCAAUUUAAAUGGAUUUUUGUUUGGAUUUCAUGUAAUGGACAUACACAAAAUAGUCCAAAUUGGUGAAAUGAAAAAAAUAACUUGUUUCAAAAAAUUCUAAGAAAUAAAUUACGGAAAAGUGGUGCGUGCAUAUGUAUUCACCCCCUUUGCUAUGAAGCCCCUAAAUAAGAUCUGGUGCAACCAAGUACCUUCAGAAGUCACAUAAUUAGUUAAAUAAAGUCCACCUGUGUGCAAUCUAAGUGUCACAUGAUCUCAGUAUAUAUACACCUGUUCUUAAAGGCCCCAGAGUCUGCAACACCACUAAGCAAGGGAAACCACAAAGCAAGCGGCACCAUGAAGACCAAGGAGCUCUCCAAACAGGUCAGGGACAAAGUUGUGGAGAGGUACCGAUUAGGGUUGGGUUAUCCAAAAAUAUCUGAAACUUUGAACAUCCCACGGAGCAGCAUUAAAUCCAUUAUUAAAAAAUUGAAAGAAUAUGGCACCACAACAAACCUGCCAAGAGAGGGCCGCCCACCAAAAAUCACGGACCAGGCAAGGAGGACAUUAAUCAGAGAAAGAAAGAAAAAAAUAAGCAAACACGUUUGGUGUUUGCCAAAAGGCAUGUGGGAGACUCCCCAAACAUAUGGAAGAAGGUACUCUGGUCAGAUGAUACUAAAAUUGAGCUUUUUGGCCAUCAAGGAAAACGCUAUGUCUGGCGCAAACCCAACACCUCUCGUCACCCCGAGAACACCAUGUUUUUCAUCGGCAGGGACUGGGAAACUGGUCAGAAUUGAAGGAAUGAUGGCGCUAAAUACUGGGGCAUUCUUGAGGGAAACCUGUUUCAGUCUUCCAGAGAUUUGAGACUGGGAAGGCAGUUCACCUUCCAGCAGGACAAUGACCCUAAGCAUACUGCUAAAGCAACACUCGAGUGGUUUAAUUGAAAACAUUUAAAUGUAUUGGAAUGGCCUAGUCAAAGCCCAGACCUCAAUCCAAUUGAGAAUCUGUGGUAUGACUUAAAGAUUGCUGUACACCAGCGGAACCCAUCCAACUUGAAGGAGCUGGAACAGUUUUGCCUUGAAGAAUGGGCAAAAAUCCCAGUGGCUAGAUGUGCCAAGCUUAAAUAGAAAUACCCCAAGAGACUUGCAGCUGUAAUUGCUGCAAAAGGUGGCUCUACAAAGUAUUGACUUGGGGGUGGGGGGGGGGGGGUGAAUAGUUAUUCACACUAAUGUUUUCUGUUUAAAAAAAAAUCUUAUUUCUUGUUUGUUUCACAAUAGAAAAUAUGUUGCAUCUUCAAAGUGGUAGGCAUGUUAUUUAAAUCAAAUGAUACAACCCCCCAAAAAAUCCAUUUUAAUUCCAGGUUGUAAGGCAACAAAAUAGGAAAAAUACCAAGGGGGGUGAAUACUUUCGCUAGCCACUGUAGUUCAUAGACUGUUCAUUAUUAGAUUGUUAUUACAAAAUGUUAUUUUAAAUUGAUCUAUGAUGGAACCCAACUUCCCUAAAAAUGUAAUUCCUAAUUCCGCUUCUUAUCUCUCUGACCUUUGGGUAUAGGAAACGAAUGUCUUGGGAAUGAAGGGUCCCAGAAGGUUGACCGUUAUCAUCCCAGGGAUGGGCAAGGACAGUGAACGAGUACCCCUCCGACCUCGCAGUGUAAGAAAUCCGUUGUUAUACAGAUGUCAUUCUGUCUGAGUUAUUGAUUAGGACCGAACAACACCCCUCUUCAUUAAAGACCUUUGUCAUGAUUUCAUCUUUGUAGGAUAAGUCGCUCUGGAUAAGAGCGUCUGCUAAAUGAUAUAAAUGUAAAUGUAAAUGUAGGAGGUUACAUGCUGUGUAGGCUACAUACAGUAUAGUACAGUGUAUCUGAUGAUUUGCUUUUACCACAAUAUUCCUCAUUGUCCAUAUUGUUAUUGUGACCAGCUGGGUCGUCCCACCAAUUCGGUGCCUUUUGAGAUGUGUAACUUGGUAAAACAAUUAUUUGAUUUCACCUAAUUGUAACAUUCUGUCAUAAAGAGCACAUGUUCAACUUCAUAAAAAAACUAAUUUUCCCAUCUCAAGAUUUUAAAUACAAAUGUGACUAUAGUAUGUGUUAAAUAAAGUCAAAGGGUUGACCGUACAGAGUUGAAUAUUUACAUUUAGCAGAUACUCUUAUCCAGAGCAAUUAGGGUUAAGUGACUUGCUCAAGGGCACAUCGACAGAUUUUUCACCUAGUCGGCUCGGGGAUUAGAACCAGUGACCUUUCGUUUACUGGCACACGCUCUUAACCACUAAGCUACCUGCCGCUACCUAAUUAUAUCAUCUUAAAUCAGCCAUAAAUCCCCUUGUGACAUGGAGAAUGGAAGCUUGUUGUGUGCAAAAGGGAGUGGCAAUUGCAAGCUUCACAAUGAUUUAUUUUUUUACAUUCUAGCCUGUCUAUCUAUGGGUAACAGGGUUGACGUGUUAUGCUCGACCCGCUCAGUUUUCCACCACUAAACACCAGAAAAUGGCCAAAAAGAGUACAACCAGCUCACCUGCUUUUACUCUAUGAUUUGACUAUUAAAUGUUAAAUGUUUCUUUUUUUAAAAUAUAUUUCAAAAGGAAGUUUGACCUUAUUAAAACGAGAGCUCAGUUCACAUAACAGGGUUGACCUUAAAAUGAGGGACAGGCGUAAAUAUAUCACUAAUCACAUGAAAUAAAUAAUCUUCAGAAAUGACUUUGUCAAAGCAACAAAAAAAAUCCGAAUUUUGUAGUCUAUAUUAAAGGACACUUCAUUGAAUAUAACAGGCUUUUAAAUUUCUAUAUUUGUGCCAAAUUUCUACUUAAAAUAUUAAUGGGAGGCAAAGGCACUUAUUUUGUGGAAUGACCCAGCUAAUGUUGCUGCAUUUCUUCAACCCCCAUUUCUUCAGGACAACGAUGGUUUACUGAUGAAGUUCCAGAAUAGAAAGUUGGACAAUCUGAUCGAACUCCACAACAAGACCCCCACGUGGAAUGAGGAGACGGCGUCCCAUGUGCUGAACUUCAACGGCAGGGUCACACAGGCCUCCAUCAAGAACUUUCAGAUCGUCCACAGCAAGGAUUGUGAGAAGAGAUUCAAACCAAAAAUUCUCAUUCGCAAUCAUUACAUUACUUACAUAUUGUUAAUUUCUAGUACAUAUCAUAAACAAUACAGGUGGACAAAAGUCUAAGAAUAAAACAAGUUGAAUAAGGUUGAAUAAAGUCACAAAACUCCCAAAUACAGUAUACUUUCUGGGAGUUUUUAGCUAAAGUGUAAUUUGCCAUUUUCCUGUCAAAAAUGUAAAUGUUAACUGUUUUUUGUUUGUGUGUGUUUAAAAUAUUCUAUUUAUUCUGUUCUAGUGGACUAUAUUGUGAUGCAGUUUGGACGAGUAGCAGACGAUGCCUUCACUCUGGACUAUAGCUACCCCAUGUGUGCAGUGCAGGCCUUUGCCAUCGCUCUAUCAAGCUUCGAUGGCAAAAUAACCUGUGAAUAAGAGGAAACCAUAUAGGCUCUGGUGCUUCCUCAAGCUGCUGCAACUCCUUAUUGGCAUACUACAGAUGCCCACUACCAGAAAGAAGAAUAUCCUUCACCAUUCCUCAACAUCAGUGCAAGGUACAUAGAAGCAUUUCAUAACACAUGGACUGCCUCAGGGAUUGUUUUGUUUGUUUGUGUCUCAUUGCAAUGAUAGUCAUGAGCUGACGGAUGUGAGUGGAUGCUGAUGCUUCAUGCAAGUCUGAGCAGCGGAGCUUUGGUGUGCUUUGGCAUUACACCAUUUCAGUGUUGGGGGAUGAAAGUGACAUCUGAAGAGUGAGAGCCUAUCUUCCACCUACAUCAAUGAUUUUAUAGCAUAGUACAUGUCCAAUUUUCAUUCAUUCUGUUGCUUUUAAUUUGGAAUGCAAAUCCAGUAAUGUGUAAUCUAUUGGUUAAAAAUAAACUGUGUCUACGUGUGUCUAAUUCAUUUCAAAACAUGUCAAAGUAUAUUUAUUUAGUACUACUUGUUAUUAUUAUUUUUAGGGUUAUGUUUGUUUCCAUGCA